Oncorhynchus keta (chum salmon) is the source of this 8971-nucleotide messenger RNA. RefSeq names its product electrogenic sodium bicarbonate cotransporter 1-like. Lineage: Eukaryota; Metazoa; Chordata; Actinopteri; Salmoniformes; Salmonidae. Gene Ontology annotation, biological process: bicarbonate transport; transmembrane transport; regulation of intracellular pH. Gene Ontology annotation, molecular function: sodium:bicarbonate symporter activity; monoatomic anion transmembrane transporter activity; solute:inorganic anion antiporter activity. Gene Ontology annotation, cellular component: plasma membrane; basolateral plasma membrane. The coding region runs from base 225 to 3446 and encodes 1073 amino acids. The record is from RefSeq and is a predicted model, not a curated record. The transcript has 23 exons.
ACUGGGGGACCCCCUCACCCUCCCUCUACCUGGUUCUAAGAGAGCUCCAGUAGGGACAGAGGACAGACGACAGUAACUUUCCCACAGAGGUGUAGCUGUUGAUUUAUCUGUGGAUGGUUCCCACCUGCACUCCUUCUGGGACCUAGUUUGAUAACCCUAACCUUUUGGACAGUUGGGUUAGCUAACCCUUACCCUUGGACAGUUGGGGGUGAAAAGUUACAGAGAUGUCUGAGAACAACAACAACAACCACGAAGAGAAGGAGAAGGAAAGGGAUGGAGAAAAGGAGAAGGAGAGGGAUGGAGAGAGGGAUGAGGACUGGAAUGAGGAGAGGGAUGAGGUUCUUGUUAGGAUUCCUCCACCUCCACCUCAAGUGGUCAGAGUUGGCCAGCUGGCCCCAGGGGCCAAGAUGAAUGGGUUAGGAGAUGAGGGAAAAACCAACCUGGAUGGGCAGCAGCCUGUAAGCCGUAGUAUCUUCCCUUUCUCUCCAGUCUCUCCAGCGGGCGAGAGGAUCCGCAUUAUGCUGGGAGAGGAUGAUGAUGGACCAUCACCACCUCAACUCUUCACUGAGCUGGAUGAGCUGCUCUCUGUGGAUGGGCAGGAGAUGGAGUGGAAGGAGACAGCCAGGUGGAUCAAGUUUGAGGAGAAGGUGGAGAAGGGAGGAGAGCGUUGGAGUAAACCCCACGUGGCCACGCUGUCGCUCCACAGCCUGAUGGAGCUCCGGACUUGCAUCGAGAAAGGAACCAUCAUGCUGGAACUGGAGGCCUUCACGCUGCCACAGGUCGUUGAGUUUAUCACAAACAGCCAGAUAGAGAGCGGUCUGCUGAAGGCGGAGCUAAAGGACAAGGUGACGUACACGUUGCUACGGAAACAUCGACACCAGACAAAGAAGUCCAACCUGCGCUCGCUAGCUGACAUCGGCAAGACGGUCUCCAGUGCAAGCAGUCCAGCCACCACACAUCGGAACCUGGCCUCAAGCAGCAUGAACGACAUCUCCGACAAACCAGAGAAAGACCAGCUGAAGAACAAGUUCAUGAAGAAGCUUCCCCGAGACGCCGAGGCAUCCAACGUUCUCGUUGGAGAGGUGGACUUCCUGGACACCCCCUUUGUGGCAUUUGUCCGUCUACAGCAGGCUGUGAUGCUGGGAGCUCUUACAGAAGUCCCUGUCCCCACCAGAUUCCUGUUCAUCCUUUUAGGACCCAAAGGAAAAGCCAAGUCCUAUCAUGAGAUAGGAAGAGCUAUCGCCACCCUCAUGUCAGAUGAGGUGUUCCAUGACAUAGCAUACAAGGCGAGGGACAGAGAGGAUCUGCUGGCUGGCAUCGAUGAGUUUCUGGAUGAGGUGAUUGUACUGCCCCCGGGGGAAUGGGACCCGGCCAUCAGGAUAGAACCGCCCAAGUCUGUACCUUCUGCUGACAAAAGGAAGAACAUGUAUGCUGGAGGCGACAGCGGCCAGAUGAACGGAAACACGCCCCAUGAUGGGGGAGGAGGGGGCGGGGGGCAUGCAGUGGGAGACGAGCUCAAGAAGACAGGCAGGUUUUGUGGAGGCCUCCUACUUGACAUCAAAAGGAAAGCUCCAUUCUUCGCCAGUGAUUUCUACGAUGUGUUCCACAUCCAGGCACUGUCGGCCAUCCUGUUCAUCUACCUAGGAACCGUAACUAACGCCAUCACCUUCGGAGGGUUGCUAGGAGACGCCACCGACAACAUGCAGGGUGUGUUGGAGAGCUUCCUGGGCACAGCGGUAUCUGGAGGGAUCUUCUGUCUGCUGGCUGGCCAGCCUCUCACCAUCCUCAGCAGCACUGGACCUGUUCUGGUCUUCGAGAGGCUGCUCUUCAACUUCAGCAAAGACAAUGACUUUGACUAUCUGGAGUUCCGGCUGUGGAUUGGUCUGUGGUCUGCGUUCUUUUGUCUGCUGCUGGUUGCUACUGACGCCAGCUACAUGGUUCAGUACUUCACCCGAUUCACAGAGGAGGGCUUCUCCUGCCUCAUCUCCUUCAUCUUCAUCUAUGAUGCCUUCAAGAAGAUGCUGAAGCUGGCUGACUACUACCCCAUCAACUCUGAAUACCAGAUUGACUAUGUCACCCAGUAUGACUGUAUGUGUAUGGCCCCUACCAUCUUAGAAAACAGUACGGAGGUGUUUGGCGAUCCUCUGGAUGCUGAAAGCACUGCUGUCUGGUACUUCAACAACACUGAUCUACCUCUGAAUGCCACGUGGUCGUCCCUGUCUAAGAAGGAUUGUGUGAAGUAUGGAGGAGAGCUGGUGGGGAAGGCAUGUAAAUAUGUUCCUGACAUCACUCUGAUCUCCUUCAUCCUUUUCCUGGGAACCUAUACUACCUCCACGAUGCUGAAGAAGUUCAAGACCAGUCCUUUCUUCCCUACAUGGGUGAGGAAACUAAUCAGUGACUUUGCCAUUAUCUUGGCCAUCCUGAUCUUUUGCGGUGUGGACAUGCUAGUAGGAGUGGACACUCCCAAGCUCAUAGUCCCAACUGAGUUCAAGCCAACGAGCCCCAACCGUGGCUGGUUUGUUCCCCCGUUUGGAGGCAAUCCUUGGUGGGUGUACGUGGUGUCAGCGGUGCCUGCCCUGCUGGUCACCAUCCUACUCUUCAUGGACCAGCAGAUCACCGCUGUCAUCGUCAACAGGAAGGAGCACAUGCUGAAGAAAGGCGCAGGCUACCACCUGGACCUGUUCUGGGUUGCAGUUCUGAUGAUAGUAUGUUCCUUCAUGGGGUUGCCAUGGUACGUGGCGGCAACGGUCAUCUCAAUCGCUCACAUAGACAGUCUGAAGAUGGAGACAGAGACAUCCGCCCCUGGAGAAAUGCCCAAGUUCUUGGGAGUGAGGGAGCAGAGAGUCACUGGUGUGUGUGUAUUCAUUCUGACGGGGCUGUCUGUCUUUAUGUCUCCCAUCCUCAAGUUCAUCCCCAUGCCAGUGCUGUAUGGAGUGUUCCUCUACAUGGGCGUGGCAUCUCUUAAUGGAGUGCAGUUCAUGGACCGUCUCCAGCUGCUCCUGAUGCCAGCUAAGCAUCAACCUGACCUUGUGUACCUGCGCCAUGUUCCUCUGAGGAAGGUCCACCUGUUUACCUUCAUCCAGAUCCUGUGUCUGGCACUGCUCUGGGUCCUCAAGUCCACCGUGGCCGCGAUUAUCUUCCCUGUCAUGAUCCUGGCCCUGGUGGCGGUGAGGAAGACAAUGGACUACAUGUUCUCUCAACACGAGCUGAGCUUCCUGGAUGAUGUCAUCCCUGAGAAGGACAAGAAGAAGAAGGAGGACGCUAAGCAGAAGAAGAAGAUGAGGAGCAUUGACAGUGACAUAGAUGAUUCUGACUUCCCCUACACUGAGAAUGUCCCCAGCAUUAAGAUCCCCAUGGACAUGAUGGAGCAGGAACCUUUCUUAGGUAAUAAAGCAUCCGCCAGAGAUAAAUCCUCAUCAUUCCUGGAUCGACACUCAUCGUGCUGAGCAGCUGCUCUUCUACCAGGCCAACUGUCAGUCAAGUCCAGAGAUGAGUCCACUCAACGUGCCUCAGAUUAGAAUUGAGAUGGACCCUGAUGACAACGGUUACCGCUGGAAGAGCCGAGGGUCUGAGACCUCUCUGUAGCCCCUACUUCUCAACAGCCCCAAGACCCUCCUCCAUGCCCCAAGACCCUCCUCCAUUUCCUGAGACCCUCCUCCAUGCCCCAAGACCCUCCUCCAUGCCCCGGGACACUACUCCAUGCACCAAGACUAUCCUCCAUGCACCAAGACCCUCCUCAAUGCCCUGGGACACUCUUCCAUGCCCCAAUACCCUCCUCCAUGCCCUGGGACCCUCCUCCACGUCCCAAGACCCUCCUCCGUGCCCCGGGACACUCCUCCAUGCACCAAGACACUCCUCCAUGCCCCAAACCCUCCUCCAUGUCCUGGGACCCUCCUCCAUGCCCCAAGACCCUCCUCCAUGCCCCGAGACUAUCCUCCAUGCACCAAGACCCUCCUCCAUGCACCAAGACCCUCCUCCAUGCCCUGGGACGCUUCUCCAUGCCCCGAGACUAUCCUCCAUGCCCCAAGACCCUCCUCCAAGCCCCAAGACCAUCCUCCAUGCACCAAGACCCUCCUCCAUGCACCAAGACUAUCCUCCAUGCACCAAGACCCUCCUCCAUGCCCUGGGACCUUCCUCCAUGCACCAAGACCCUCCUCAAUGCCCUGGGACACUCCUCCAUGCCCCGAGACCCUCCUCCAUGCCCCCACACCCUCCUCACACAAACACUCAACACCAACAAUACUCACACUUGAAAUGUUUUAAACAAUUAUUAAUUGCUUUAUGUUUCCCAAAAGCCAAUAAUGAAAACCAGUGAUUAUCUGAAACUUAACUUGGUGAAUCGAGGAGUUGAGCCUCCCAGGGAUCAACCAAUAGGAAGAGGACAACAUGGUUUCAUCGCUAAAUCCUAACCAAUAGGAAGAGGAGAACAUUGUUUCAUCACUAGGUCUUUCAGUUUUCACAGCUACUACUGUAGGUUCAUCUGUCUUUCUUAUUCUGAAGUGUCUGACACAUCUAACCCCUGUUCUACAGUUCUUAUACUGUUCUAUGGUUCUUUGGUUCUACUGUUCUAUGGUCCUACUGUUCUAUGGCUCUAUGGUUCUGCUGUUCUAAGGUUCUUCUGUUCUACGUUUCUGUUGUUCUAUGUUUCUGCUGUUCUUCGUAAUUCAUCCACAGUUGUGUUCUCAUUAUUAGAGAAGCAUGUAGAACCCAUUCUGCUCUUUUUAUAUAUAUAGUUCUUCGUCUCAAUUAUUAGAAUUAGAAAAGGAAUUGCGGAAAAUAAUAGUUUGAUUGAUUUUGUAGCUCUACCUCUUAUUUUAGCUGCCAGACGGUGUGAGUUCAUUUCUCAAGAUGGACACAGCAUGGAAUAUAGUUAAUAUGUCUUCUGUUCUUUUACAUCUUGUAAAAUAUAUUCAAGAGAUUAAAUAUAAUAUAACAUCAGAGAAAUACAUGUGACAUAGAAAUAUAAUAUAAUUAUUGCAAUAUAAGUUAAUUCACUUUUAAACAAUGUUUGGUAUUUUGUUUGUCUAGAUGCAGAUUGUAUAUCACUUUUUCCCACUGGAGUUGUGAUUGCAACACUUUACUGUUAACUGUAAUGACACACGGAUACUGCAGCACUCAGCGAGACUUCAUUUCAAUGUCAUAUUUCAUUGGUCAGACUUAAGGCUGCUCUGCAACAUGUCAGAUCCAACCAAACUGAAGCUAUUCUUCCUCUAUUUUGAACAAUUAUUAUUUUGUACUUGUGUUAAAUAUCCACCAUAAUGUAUGUUUGAUAAGGGGAAGAGGUUUCAGAUUCCAGUCUUCCCAAUGUAACCUGCAUGUCAGACUAAUAACUGGUCUACUCCAGACUCCAGUCUUCCCAAUGUAACCUGCAUGUUAGACUAAGACCUGGUCUACUCCAGACUCCAGUCUUCCCAAUGUAACCUGCAUGUCAGACUAAGACCUCCAUCCCAAAGUCUGAAGGUCAUACCAUGACCAAUGUCAUCUGUGCACAGCUUGCAGAUGUCCUAUUGCUUCUGAACACAGAACAUUGGCCUCCAUUUUCUUUCAAUUUCCUGAGAGUUCUACAUGUGGAAUUGUCAGAGUUAGUGGAUACCCAGCAUGUGAUCUAUUGUUCAUGGCUGACAUUUGUUAUGGUGUGCCCUGUCCUUUACAGAGAGAGUUUGGACAGCGGUUCAGCUGACAUAGUGAUGCUGUUUCUGAACACCACCCAUUCAUAAUGAUGGCUGUUUUAUCUAAUAGCAUCAUAAUGUUGACUGAUUGUUUAAAUGACUGUCUGGCUGACUGACUAACCGACUGUGUAAAUAACCAUUUGACUGACUGUCUAAAUUACUGUCUGACUGACUUACGGACGGACUAUCUAAAUAUUUCUCUGACUGAUGGACGGACUGUCUAAAUGACUGUCUGACUGUUGAAAUGACUGUUUAAAGGACUGACUGACUGUUUAAAAGACUGACUGACUGUCUAAAUAACUGUCUGACUGACUGUCUAAAUAACUGUCUGACUGGCUGUCUAAAUAACUGUCUGACUGUUGAAAUGAUUGUCUGAUUGACGGACAGACUGUCUAAAUGACUGUCUGACGAACUGUCUAAAUGACUGACUGACUGUCUAAAUUACUGUCUGACUGUCUAAAUUACUGUCUGACUGACUUACGGACGGACUAUCUAAAUAUUUGUCUGACUGAUGGACGGACUGUCUAAAUUACUGUCUGACUGACUUACGGACGGACUAUCUAAAUAUUUGUCUGACUGAUGGACGGACUGUCUAAAUGACUGUCUGACUGUUGAAAUGACUGUUUAAAGGACUGACUGACUGUCUAAAUAACUGUCUGACUGACUGUCUAAAUGACUGUCUGACUGACUGUCUAAAUGAUUGUCUGAUUGACGGACAGACUGUCUAAAUGACUGUCUGACGAACUGUCUAAAUGACUGACUGACUGUCUAAAUGACUGUCUGACGAACUGUCUAAAUGACUGACUGUCUAAAUGACUGCCUGAUGAACUGUCUAAAUGACUGACUGACUGUCUAAAUGACUGUCUGAUUGACUGACUGUCUGACUCUAAAUGACUCUGACUGACUAACUAAAUGACUGACUGGCUGUCUAAAUGACUGUCUAACAGACUGAAUGCCUAAAUUACUUUCUGACUGACUGUUUGACUGUCUGGCUGACUGUCUAAAUGACUGUGCACGUUCGAGCGGUUCACUUUUAUCAAGUUUCCGUUAGUCAGUCAGACAAUCAUUUAGACAGAUCCUGCAGCCAUCACAUGCAUUGAGGGUGGUGGGUCUAUUGUCAACCAAUCAUUAGGGUGUUUUUGUUUCACCCACGCCAACAUGACAAAGGACGUGACUGAAACAGGAACCAACUUUUCCAUGAUUCAUGUAUAAAGUGUAUAUUUAAGUGAUAAUGCCUGAGAAGUCGAUGUUUGGAUGGGUGUUGUUAACGUGCCAAUAUAUCCUCCAAACACCGGCUUCGAGGCCAUUAUCACUUUUACAUAACAGGUUACCAACACAUUCAUAUAAUGAUUGACAUUUUAAUUAAAAACUUUAUUUUGAUGAAUUUAUUUAUACUUUCAUCCUUCAAUGAGAUAAAGUCCAGAUGCAAAUCUAAGGUUGCUACCCAAGCCGUCUGGUCGUUCGUUCUUUCGGUUCGGUUGCCAGAGACGCGACCCAGUAGUUGAGUCUUUAUGUUCUGUAUGUUUUUGUUCUAAAUGUUCCACUGCCAUACUGGCUGGAAAUGUUCUUAUCCCUUGCUUGCUAGCUAACCAAAAACAGCUAACUCACAGUUAUGUCAAACAGUACAGCCAGAAUAACAUCAAAGUAGCUGCAAUUACAUUUGUUUAAGCUCUUUUUAGUGACAUUUAUUUGGAUACAUCCAUUGCAAUGAGCUAAUGGUAAGCUAUUUCGCCUGGAAUAGAAAAUGUGCUCUCUCGUCAAGACACUGUUGUUCAGAGGAGCUGCAAAGACUGCAAACUAGCUGCUUUUUGUUUCGUUUUACCUGUUUUCCAUUGACAUUUCUCUGUAUAUAUCCAUAAAAUGAUGCCAGCUGAUUCAUGACUGAGAAAAGCUGCCUGCCUGCCUGUCUGUCUCGUCCUGACUCCUGACACGUUUAAUACUAUGGGACAUCUGGAGAUUGAAUUUAACAUUGAAAUAAUGUUGCAAAUUUCAGAGAGACAGACAGCAAGGUUUAUACAAAUCUCCACUGUUGAAAUCUAAAUGUUAGUCCAAAAGACAUGUGAGAUAAUGUUUAGAUGCUUUUUAUACUGGAGAUCAAGUUUAUAAAUUGCCGGCUGGGCUAAUGAGACAGUGGAUGGCGCAGUCAGAUGGAACAGAGUAAAUAGGCAUUUUAACGUCAUAGCUUUGUCCGCUGGUAACUUGUGGAAUAGACAACGUCUAGAAUGUGGUUUUAACCAAUCAGCAUCCAGGAUUAGAACCACCUGUUGUAUAAGUACAAUUGUAUAUAUUUCGGGCUCUCUUUCACCAAUUGAUAGCACAAUGUAAACACAUAUAUUUACAGUUUGUGAGUGUGUGAUAUGGGGGUUGGAGAAAUGUUUAUCUCAACAUUAUGAAGAGCAACUUUUAUAAACAAUGGCAACACUGCCAUGUUGUACUGAGCUUUGCUGUCCUAAAACCACAUCCGUGUCUGACUCCAACUUCACUCCUCAACUUUCGUCUACAGUCGGUUGCUUUCACCUUACCACAAACGAGCCCACUUUCUGACUGACUGACUGUCUGACUGGCUGUCUGACUGGCUGACACUGUCUGUCUGUCUGUUUGUCUGUCUGACUUCACUGCUCAAGCUCACUCUGUAUCCAAUCAGUCUUGACCAGUGAGUCUGGCCCCAUAUUCGGAAAGCAUCUCAGAGUAGGAGUGCUGAUCUAGGAUCAGUUCCUUCCAGUUUAUGUUAUCCUAUUAAUUAUGAUGGACAAACCGAUUAGAUUAGUAGUCCUAUUGUGAGAUCCAUUCCAAUGUAUGUUAUCCUAUUAAUUAUGUUGGACAAACUGAUCCUAGAUCAGUAGUCCUACUCUGAGAUCCUUUAUGAAUACGGUCCAGGUUUCUCCUCUAUAUAUCUGUACAUACAUAACCGCAUGUUGGACCACCAAGAUGCAAUAGGUAAACUUUUAUCUUUGUCAUUGUGUUCAUUUGCUUCUUUCAAGAUAUCUGUAGAUCAACACGUAUGCUACAUACUGUAUUUUCAGAAUCAAUGUUUUAACCAUAGUCAGUGGAAAUGAGUGUAACUUAUGUCUGGGACAUAUUAUGGAGGAAGUUAGUUGAUUGAAGUACAUUAAGCAUGAUUCUAAAACAUGUAACAUGCAAAAAAGUGUUAAAUUAAAAAGUUAAUUUUAGUUUAUUCCAUACUAACCCUUUUUAAUUCACUUUUGUGAUUUUUAGGACAAAACCGGUGAAAUGACUAAUUUUAGAAUUUAUAUUUUUCAAAUGAAAUGCAUAUUAAAAAUAAACAGAAUUUAUCAAAAGAG